Molecule: messenger RNA, 1752 nt
Organism: Diabrotica balteata
Lineage: Eukaryota; Metazoa; Arthropoda; Insecta; Coleoptera; Chrysomelidae
Source: the annotation of a GenBank genome assembly
AUGCAGCACCAUCCAGGGUCAUGGUACCUCCCAUGGGGAGUCCCCCUCCAGAAAAUGGUCGCCGUCCCUAUACCAGCGGCUGCCGCAGCUGCCGCGGGCCCCUUGCACAUGCAAACCCCCACCGUGCAUUUACAGGCCAUGCUGGGGGGGCUGCCCACCCCUUUGGCGACCUUGAGGACGUUCAUGACUCAACCGGCGCAACCACAGGCGAGAAAGAUAGGCGGCUGUGGUGGAAACGAAAGAGAGAAAGGUAAAUUGGCGGGAAACGACAAACGAAAGGCGGAUGACGGUGAACCGAACAAAGAUAUCAAAAAGGCUAAAUUGGAAACAAAAGCUCUAAAGGCUAAACGUCCUGGUUUUACAGAUGAUCGGUAUAAUGAAACAUCGUACUACAUUGAAAAUGGUUUGCGAAAAGUAUACCCCUAUUACUUCACGUUCACAACGUUCACCAAAGGCCGUUGGGUGGGCGAAAAAAUUCUGGACAUAUUCGCCAGAGAGUUCAGAGCGCAUCCAGCGGAAGAGUAUGAGCGAUGUAUACAGGCGGGGACGCUGACCGUUAAUUACGAAAAAGUUCCAACGGAUUAUAAAUUAAAGCAUAACGACCUCCUGGCCAAUGUUGUACAUAGACACGAGACCCCUGUGUUAUCGAACUCGAUCAAGCUAAUACAUGUUGAUGAAGAUUUAGUUGUUUUGGAUAAACCUUGUUCGAUUCCGGUGCACCCAUGCGGCAGAUACCGCCACAACACCGUAGUCUUCAUACUAGCAAAAGAAUACAACUUGAAAAACCUUCGGACCAUUCACAGACUAGACCGAUUGACCAGUGGCCUUCUUCUCUUCGGUAGAACUCCGAAGAAAGCUAGACAAAUGGAGCACCAGAUCAGAAACCGGCUAGUGUCCAAGGAGUACGUUUGUAGAGUUGAGGGAGACUUUCCUGAUGAAGUAAUCGAGUGCAAUCAGCCCAUAGAAGUAGUAAGUUACAAAAUAGGUGUGUGCAAAGUGUCACCUAAAGGCAAAGAUUGCAUAACUGUAUUCCAAAAACUAGGAUAUAAUGGACAUACCAGUGUUAUUCUGUGCAAGCCGAAAACCGGUAGAAUGCAUCAAAUCAGGGUACAUCUUCAGUAUUUAGGUCAUCCUGUAGUGAACGAUCCCUUGUACAAUCACGAGGUGUUCGGUCCGUUGAAGGGAAAGGGCGGCGACCUCGGUGGUAAAACCGAUGAGGAACUUGUCCGAGAUCUUAUCCACAUACACAACGCCGAAAAUUGGUUGGGAAUGGACGGCGAUAGCGAAUUGUCGAUGUUCAAUAGUAGAAAAUCAGAUUUAGAUGAAUCUUUAGUUGGACCAAUUGUGCCUAAAGGACGUGUCCUAGGAGACGACGAGACAGACUCUGUAUCUCGGGAAGCAUCUCCGUGUGAGGAAACCUGCGACAAUGCGUCAACAGCUUCGCAGGAUUCUUCAUCAAGAAUGGCCAUGGACUCGAAUAGUGGUAAUAGUAGUGGUAUAAGUAAAGUUGACGUUAAAGUGACAGUUGCAACACAGACUGGCCAAGAGGCGCCAGAUUUGGCCUUUAAUCCAGAGAAAAUGACAGUCGACACUCACUGCUAUGAGUGUAAAGUGCGCUACAGGGACCCGAAACCACAAGAUUUGGUUAUGUACUUACACGCGUGGAAAUACAAGGGCCCUGGUUGGGAAUACGUAACUGAAUUGCCCGAUUGGGCGCAAGUCGACUGGAGAGAACCCGACGCACCGCAGUGA